AUGGCUCGCUUCGGCGACAGACUCACGUUCAGCACCCCGUUCUACAACCACGAGGGCGUGCUCGUGCCCGGGCCGGGGAGGCCCCACGUCAUCGAGCGGGUCAACCCCGGCUGGGGGAUGUCGCGGGGGUUCAGCAGCGGCGGGAGCGGGUCCUCCGUCUACACCCCGAGGGAGUGCAUCGUGAAGCGGCCGCUGGAGGAGGGCGAGACGUUCGUCGCGACGCCGCCGUGCGUGCCGCGCGAGCAGGCGGUGCGAGAGGCGGAGCGGAAGUAUCGGAACCGAGAGAAAGAGUGCCCGUACGACCUGUUGUCGAACAACUGUGAGCACUUCGCCCGGGAAUGCACGGAGGGCAGGCCGUACAGCAAGCAGGUGGACGACGGGGUCAAGACCGCGGUCGCGGUCGGGGCCGCGGCCGCGGUUGGCUUUCUGGUUUACAGGGCGAUGGCGCCGGCGAGCGCUUCGAAGCAGAAUUGA
This is a messenger RNA of Darwinula stevensoni, 474 nucleotides long. NCBI's taxonomy places the organism in Eukaryota, Metazoa, Arthropoda, Ostracoda, Podocopida, Darwinulidae. The record is from the annotation of a GenBank genome assembly.